Molecule: messenger RNA, 1713 nt
Organism: Paracoccidioides lutzii Pb01
Exons: 5
Coding region: 1-1713 (570 amino acids)
Biological process (GO): cytoplasmic stress granule assembly; P-body assembly
Cellular component (GO): P-body
Molecular function (GO): mRNA binding
Source: RefSeq, a predicted model, not a curated record
AUGGAUAUGAACCACUUCAUCGGGCAGCGAUUUAACUUGAUAUCGAAGAGUGAUAUACGCUACGUUGGUACUCUCCAUGAAAUAAACCCAGAGGACUCCACUAUUGCCCUGGAAAAUGUCAUUUCACACGGCACGGAAGGCAGACGUGGCAAUCCUGCUGAGGAAAUCGCACCGUCUGCUAGUGUCUACGAAUACAUAGUCUUCCGCGGAAGCGAUGUAAAGGAUAUCAGCGUUGCAGAAGAGCAAAAAGAAAACCAGCAAUCCGAACCUCCUCAGGUGCCUAAUGAUCCUGCUAUCCUUGGUAGUGGAAUGCGGCCUGGACCUCCUCAAGGGCCUCCCCGUGGCCAGGCGAACCAGACUCAGUUUCAACCUCCUGGUCGUCAACCACCUCCUGGCUAUCAGCAACCACCCUUUCCCGGUUACUAUACUCCAUACGGUCAGCGAUUUGGCCCUCCUGGCUUUCCUCCUGGACCAGGCUUUCCAAACGCUCCUUAUGGCGCUCCUCAAGGAUGGUAUCCUGGUCCAGGUCAAGGAUUCCAGCAACCACCUGGCCAUUUCCCACCACCACAGGUGCCUAUAGGCACCCCUCAACAACAGCAGCAGGGACAGCAGGCGCAGCAGCAACGCCCUGGGGCUCCUCAGCCUCCCUCUUCUGCAAAUGUGCCUAAACCUACCUCUGAACUACCAGUUGGCGACAAGAUAUCUAAGCCCACCGCACCCUCUACCUCUGCAUCCGUUCCCCCAUCAGAACAACUAAAAACCUCCGUUUCCGAACAAGCCACUCCAACUACUCUCCCACCGACAUCACAGAAACAAGUCACAGCCCCUACAGCAGCACCUACUACGGCACCACCGUUGCCUUCUACGGCAUCUGGUACUGCGUCCAAAGCGCCACCUCCUGGACCAAACGCCUCUGGGCCGAUGAAUGGAAGAGUUGUGCCUGCUAUCCCUAUACAUAAACCACAUACUACAUCGGCGGCGAUGCAAGAUGCAACCCGGGCUGCUACUGCAGCUGUUGCUGCUGCAAUGGCUAAGCUCCCCCAACCCCCAAGCCAAGUUUCACAGCCAACAGAUAAAGCGGUUGAGGCCGUAACCAAGAAAGUCAGCGAGAUGAAACCGCUUGACGGUGAAAAAGCUCCUCGCGGAACACAACAAAACACCCGUGGCGGUAGGGGUGGUCAUCGUGGCAGCCAUUACCACCCUCAGCCCAAAAAAGUCGAAGUACCCACCACCGACUAUGAUUUUGAAUCUGCAAAUGCCAAAUUCAAUAAGCAAGACCUUGUGAAGGAAGCGAUUGCCUCCGGCGCACCGUUGGGAGAGUCUGAACAUAAGGAAGUCAACGGCACAAGUCCCACCGAAAGCGCUGACAAGGCAAAUGGAACCGGCGCCAAUAUUGCAUAUAACAAAGCCUCUUCGUUUUUCGAUAACAUUUCGAGCGAAAGCCGGGACCGCGAGGAAGGAAUUCGGGGCAAAACCAGUGGUCGGGAAUGGCGCGGAGAGGAAGAGAAGAAGAAUAUUGAGACAUUUGGUCAAGGGAGUAUUGAUGGCGGUUACCGUAGCGGAUACAGAGGACGUGGAAGAGGACGUGGGUCUGGCGCACCGCGAGGUGCCCGAGGAUCGUACACUCGAAGUUAUUCCGGUGGGCGCGGACGAGGUGGUUUCCGUGGCGGACGAGGGGCCCCGCAGGCUGCUGGAGUUUCAACUUCGUCUUGA